AUGUCGAGACCUUGCGCAAAUACUUUGUCUUUCUUCGUUUCCGCAACAGCGCAGCAUACCGCCAGAUGUGUCACCCUUGAGAAGUCGGGCUACGAGGAGCCCAAAGACGGACAAAUCUUCAAUGCUUAUAGAACCCUCAUCGCCCAGCUCCGCAAGCGAUUCAUUUUGCGUGGAUUCAUCGACUUUUUGGAGCAUUCUUGGGCAGAUGGGGUGAUACGGUCGCGUUCAGACCAACGGUUGCCUAUAGGGUGGUCUGUGGAUACUUUUCAAGACGUAAUGAACCUGUAUUGCUGGCGCUUAUGCGAAGCAGAGGUCUGCGUUGGCAUUGCUUGCGAGGACCAGGAGUUCAUUCUUGCAGAUUGCUGUUUCGGUAGUUUGGAUGAGGGAUUCGACGAGGAUCCGGAAUGCUGUGAUCUCUUUUUCCCCGUCUUCCCGACUCUUGCUCUUUACAUUCUCGGCACGGCAAACGAACAGUGUUCAUCAACCUCCACCCAUCGCCAGACUGGCCGAUCAACGAUCUGGAUAGACGUUGGCUUGGAAUCUGCGUCAGACGUCCAUCUCCGAAAUACCAUGAUCCUCCAAACUUACCCACACUUCCUCUACUUCUCUUCCCUCCGGACCGUUGCACUUUCCAUAUCAUCGUACGACGAGUUCAGGUGGAUCCAAGAGCAUCAGGACUAUAGGUCUGUGAUCUUGACUGAUCUUACCGAUGAAGUUGUGAAGGGAGAUGCGGCUGUCGCUCAUGGAACGUUCUCUGACGUAUGGAAAGGUACUUGGAACGAUCCGAUUGAGAGACGCCCACGGCCGGUUGCCAUCAAGGUCCUGCGUCAAGUCAUGGUACAAAAUGUUCGAGAGAAGCUCAUCAAGCGACUUCAAUCGGAGGUUAUUGCUUGGCACCGUCUAUGUCAUCGCAACGUGUCCCAGCUUUUUGGGAUAGUACAUCUCUCACAGAGCAUUGGCAUGGUCUCGCCUUGGUGCGAACAUGGGACGCUUUGCAACUAUCUGGAGCAUUUCCCGAGCGUGAAUCGAUUAAGACUUCUCGCCCAGGUGGCUUCUGCCAUUGCCUAUCUCCAUACAUUCAGGCCUACCAUUGUCCAUGGGGACUUGAAAGGAGGAAACAUUCUGGUCGAUGAGCGUGGAUAUGCGAUCAUCACCGACUUUGGGCUCUCCAAGGUCAUCGAGGAAAUGUCCGAGACCAUCAGCAAGGGAACAUCUUUCUUUGCCGGGUCAACCAGGUGGAUGGCGCCAGAGCUUAUUAUGGCACUGGUGGAAGACGAUGGGCAAAUUCCUCCCAUUACAACGUUUAGUGAUGUGUACGCAUUUGCUUCGGUGUGCCUUAAGGUAGCAACUGGACAGCUUCCCUAUCCUCACAGAACAAACGACCAUGCUGUAACCGUGGAUAUCAUUCGAGGAGUCAAACCUACCAGGGGAGCAUGUUGCCUGGUCCAAGUCAAGAACGUGGAUGUCUUUUGGGAUACUAUACUCUGGAUCGCUGUUGGGACUCCAUUGAUUACCUCCGCCCUAGCAUGCGUGAGAUGCUCACGCUACUGGAUGAAAUGGAUCCAGAGCGAUGAUCUGCUCCCCCAUCGUCCCUGCUCUACAGUGAGUUGA
Molecule: messenger RNA, 1611 nt
Organism: Laccaria bicolor S238N-H82
Lineage: Eukaryota; Fungi; Basidiomycota; Agaricomycetes; Agaricales; Hydnangiaceae
Exons: 8
Coding region: 1-1611 (536 amino acids)
Biological process (GO): protein phosphorylation
Molecular function (GO): ATP binding; protein kinase activity
Source: RefSeq, a predicted model, not a curated record